Messenger RNA from Aspergillus aculeatinus CBS 121060, 1452 nucleotides. RefSeq lists its product as uncharacterized. Bases 379 to 1452 code for a protein of 357 amino acids. The record is from RefSeq and is a predicted model, not a curated record. The transcript has 3 exons. NCBI's taxonomy places the organism in Eukaryota, Fungi, Ascomycota, Eurotiomycetes, Eurotiales, Aspergillaceae.
GUCUUGGUUUAGCAAAGCUGGAUUUGAAUAGAUGCCAGUCAGAUGAAGGUGUGGAUCCCAUGUCAAGUCAGGUAUAUUCACAGAACACCGGGAACUGGGGGGAAGUGUUCGUAGUUCCUUACACGCGUCUUUCAUCUUUCUCGCUCGACUCUUCAACAACCGGUAACACCUCAAGUCUCUCUCCAUCUCCAUCAACGUCCUUGUAAAGCCUCUUCAUCAACCUCUCUACAUACCGUCAGCAUAGUGUACCAUCGUGUUGGAAAGUGAAGCUCGCUAAAAAAAAUUCUCGUUCUUUUCCCUUUUUCCCUGGUAGCGGGAAUUACUUCAUGAGACAAUUCUUCUUACGUUGAGGUUUCCUACCCCUUUUGGUUCUUCAGGAUGCCUCUGCCACUACCCGGUGAUGAUGGUCAAGUGCAAUUCAUGUUCACGGUAGCUAGGCUCACGCCUGGCAGCAGCCAGCCACGCCGCCCAGAGACUGAUGAAGAGGAGAUGCUCAAAUGUAUGCAGCUGUACAAACUUGGGGUGCCUCUUUAUACCCGUGAGGCGAUUCUGAACGCGUACGGUCAGCUGAAGGUCAGCAAACGAGGCGAUGCCAUCAAGGUCAUGGCCAUAGACGGCACUAGUGUCGACUUUAUCAUCAAUACUGGCAGAGUCUGGGUUGGUGCCGAUGGAUAUGAGCGUGAGCUUAUUCGUGUCGCCCACCGAGUCAUCACACGCGACCCGAUCACCAAGGAGAGAUUCGAAUAUGGGGUUACCGCGUUCGAGAAGGUCCGGUUGAACCUCUUCACCACUCUCCACUUCUGGCGGAAUAGCCCCUACUACCAGCUGCUCCGGCACCUGCUGGACGAGUACCCCAAGAUGCCCCGGAUCACCAAGAUCAUCGGGUUCGACUGCGGCAGUAUGUCCCGCGACAUGCAAGGCCAGCCGUCCAACAACUCCCGUGCUCGCUACCAGCAUGCAUUUCUCAUCGCGCUGAAGGAGUACCUUGACGCCCGCAACUUCGAGACCACUGGGCAGGAGGUCCGCGUGUACGUGCAGAAUGAGACGUACCUUGAGCGGGAUAUUGAGGUCAUCCGGCAGUUCGGGGUACAAAUGCUACAAGAUCCGGAGGGGUUCCUCGUUAUCGAUGAGGAGACCGUGGUUUUCGCAUGUCGACCCGAGUGCCCGGUGAGACAGAUUGUGGCAGACCUGGCGAUGCCGGCAAUGAUGAUCUGGGAUCAUGAGAGAGAUUCAACCAGGGUCAACGGGGUGCCUGUACAGCGCAUUUUUGACCCCUGGUCCACUCGCCUAGACAGUAUGAUGAGGUUCUACCAUGUGCAGGACUUUCUCAACGAUGAGAUCAAUUUCGAUAAGAUGGAUGUGUGUAUUCGUCGCCCUAUGGCAGAUGUGUACCACGGCUUGAAUGAUCCAGGACCUGGCGGCGAUGCGAAUAUUGCCCAGCCAGUCGCGUAG